GCCGGAAGUGAACCGACGAGAGAGGGCGGUCCUGGGGUCCCCGCCCACCUACCCACUUCAGCCCUGACGGAAACAUGCAUAAGAAGAAGGCGCCCCCGGUACCCCCGGGACGCGGCGCGGCCUCAGCCAGACAGCUGGGCCUACUGGUGGACUUCUCCCCUGAUGGGAUGAUGAUUCCUGAAGAUAGUGACCACGAUGCUGACCUGGAGGCAGAGUUCAUGGCCUUGGUAGGGGCCCAGCUGCCUCAGGAACUCAAAAGCAAAGCUCCCUUGCCUAUGGAGACCAUUGAGAAGAUGGCCUCCCUGUGUAUGAAGGAUCUGGAUGAAGGAGAAGGGGAAGAGGAUGAUGAUGAUGUGGAAGAUGAUGAUGAACUGCUGGCAGAGCUGAAUGAAGUUCUUGGGGAAAGGGAGAAGCCCCAAGAUAGCCAGAGCCUCCCCCUGGCCAAGUCACCCAGUCUUCCACAGCCUAAGGUCAGCCCCAGCAGUGCUGGCAUGGAAACCACCCUGGCUGAAAGACUGGCCAUGUACCAGACUGCCAUCACCAAUGCCAAGCAGGCAGGGGACAGCUCCAAGGUCCGGAGGUAUGAGCGAGGCGUCAAGACACUAGAGAAUAUGCUGGUCUCAGUUAAGAAGGGACGAAGCAUCAAUGAGGAGGACAUCCCACCUCCUGUGGCUGUGGGGAAGAGCCUGAUGCCUACCCCAGAGGCCCCACCCAUGCAGAGUGCCACACCCACCCCACCCCCUCAACAUCAGCUGCCAACUGUUCCCCCCAAAACACUGCCUGUACCCCCCAGUCAUGGCUCUGGGGUGACUGAAAAGCCAGUCCCUAUAGCUUCACCUUUGAGCUCUGGUGUUGGCAGUCCUGGGUCCCUCGUCCUAUUGCAGGAGCGGCAACAAGAGUACAAAAGGGCAGCAUUGCGCUCCAAGCAGGAGGGAAACUUGGAAGCAGCCUCUAAGUACUUCCGUGUAGCCAAGAGCUUUGAUGCUGUCCUGGAAGCAAUGGCCAGGGGUGAAGCUGUGGACCUAUCCCGGCUGCCUCCACCACCUGACCAGAUGUCCAGGACCUUGCCGUCCCCAGGGCUUCAGCCCCAUGCUUCCACCCCUGGUACAGGCACUGUCUCCCCUUCCAUGCCCGAGAUGCCCCCACCUCCACGGACCCUGCUGGAGGCUUUGGAACAGCGUAUGGAGCGUUAUCGGGUAGCUUCGGGGCAGGCCAAAGACAAAGGGGAUGAUCGCAAGGCCCGGAUGCAUGAUCGGAUAGUCAAGCAAUAUCAGGAUGCCAUCCGGGCCCACAAGUCUGGCAGAUCUGUGGACGUGGCUGAACUCCCUGUUCCACCGGGUUUCCCCCCAAUCCAGGGCCUGGAAGCAGCCACACCCACACAGCAAAGCCUGGUAGGGGUUCUUGAGACUGCCAUGCGGCUGGCCAACCAGGAUGAAGAUGUAGAAGAAACAAAGAAGCCCAGCACCCACUCCCUUCCUUCUCCACAACCCAAACCCCAGACACCCCGGGCCCCUGGGCCAGGGACUGGCCCACCUGGGAAAGUGGCUGUAAAAGGCUCCACUAAAGCCCAGCAGCAGCUGGCUUUCCUGGAAGGAAGGAAAAAGCAGCUGUUGCAAGCAGCCCUGCGAGCCAAGCAAAAGAAUGACCUGGAAGGCGCAAAACUCUUUCUGCGCCAAGCCAAGGGACUGGAGCCCAUGCUGGAGGCCUCAAUUAACGGGCUACCUGUCGACAUCACCAAGGUGCCACCAGCACCUGUCAAUAAGGAGGAUUUCACACUGGCCCAGCGACCUGGUGCAGCUAUCUCUCUGGAAGAGGCCAGCCAUUAUGCCGAGCUCACCAAGUUGAUGAGGCAGCAGCAUGAGAUGUGCCUGAAGUACUCCAACCAGUUCACCCACCUGGGCAAUGUGGUAGAAACCAGCAAGUUUGAGAAAAUGGCCGAGGACUGUAAGAAGAGCAUGGAGAUUCUGAAGCAAGCCCACAGCCGGGGCUUCCCGCUUCCCAAGUUCCACUAUGAGCAAAGGACCUUCAGUGUGGUCAAGAUCUUCCCAGAACUCAGCAGUAGUGACAUGGUUCUGUUCAUAGUGAAGGGCAUCAAUCUUCCCACACCACAAGGGGUAUCCCCCAGUGACCUGGAUGCCUUCGUGCGAUUUGACUUCCCCUAUCCCAAUGCAGAAGAAGCUCAGAAAGACAAGACCAAUGUGAUCAAGAAUACAGCCUCCCCAGAGUUCAAGGAGCAAUUCAAGCUUUUCAUCCAGCGGGGACACCGGGGCUUCAAGCGUGCCAUCCAAACCAAAGGGAUCAAAUUUGAAGUGGUCCACAAGGGGGGACUCUUCAAACCAGACCGUACCCUGGGUACUGCCCAGCUCAAGCUGGAGGCCUUGGAGUCAGCCUGUGAGAUCCGAGAAAUCCUCGAGAUCCUGGAUGGUCGUCGCCCCACAGGAGGACGGCUUGAGGUGAUGGUCCGCCUGCGGGAGCCACUGACUUCACAGCAGCUAGACACUGUCACAGAGCGAUGGCUGGUCAUUGACCCUCUGCCCCUGGUGGCAGCACCCAAGGCAAAGGCUCCACCCAUCCCUGCCCCUGGACGAGACCACGGGGGCAACAGACCAGCCAACAGCUUACGGAGCCUCAGUGUGAUGGCCUUUGACCGGGAACGGCUGGAGAGGAAGAUCGUGGCAUAUGAGCAGGCACGGCGGGCGGUGCCCAGAGAUCUGGCCCAGAAGUACCAGGACCUUGUGCAGCACAGCCAGUGGCAGAGAGCGCAGCUAGAACAGGGAGGGCCAGGCAUCAGGAGAGAGUACCACGCUCAGCUGGAGGGGUACCUGCAGUACUAUACAGAGGCCGCCAGACGCCUGGGCAGCGAUGGCAACAGGGAUGCAGCUAAGGAAGCUCUGUACAAACGGAACCUAGUGGAGAGAGAGCUGCAGCAGCUUCGGAGGUGAUAGUCUCAUCAGGACUGUGCCCAGGUCACUGGGCUUCCCCCAGUCCAGGGAACAAAGGCAGCUGGACUCUGGGAACAAGUGGAGGGGCCCAGAGUGCUAGGAAGAAGGUGACGGGAGACGGGUGAAGCGGAGAGCCUCAGGCUCCCUUUGUAUUCUCCAGCCUCCCCCAAGGACUCUGCUGAAGACCAAAUCUUCUGACAAUCACUUGACAAUCAUUAUGAGGGAGGGGAUAUCUCUGGGGGAAGAGAAAGGGGAUGCACCUGCUUCAGGCUGGAGCUUAGUGUCUCUCACUCUCUCCCUGUCCUGGUGGAAUUACAGUUGUGGCAACAAGAAAGUUUAUGUCACCGUGAAGGCAUUUGUAGCCGCUGUGCCCCGCAGCGCUCCCCACUGGAAGGCCAAGAGAGCUGGCAGAGACUUGGCUCCCGAGCCCACACAAGCAGGGGCUCGUGCCUUCGGCAUCAUUUCCCCUUUCCCAGGCCCCCAUUGUCCCCUCCACAAAAUGUGGUUUGCACAGUCAAGCAGGCUUCUGUCCCCUUGGCCUUCCCAAGGAUGUGGAAAGGCAUGAAGAAAGGGGUGAGGCCUUGGGGACCAGGUUCCAGCUGGGUCCCUCCCUCUCUCUACCAGUUUCCCAAGCACUUUAUUUUCUCAUCUGCCAGUUUGGGGCUCCUAGGAAACCUAGAGGUCCCAGCUUGAGAAGCCUUAACCGGCCAGCACCCGCCCCAAAGAAUACCCUAGCCUGGGCAUGAGACCUACGGGCAAGGCUCUCCCCAGAUCCAUCUCCCUAAUCUCAUCCUGCCUUGCCCACUGCAGGAGGUGCAGAGGCAGGCCCUCCCAGUUGGGCAGGCUUCCACUGCCUGUGAGGGAGGACCAUGCCAUCACACCUGCCUGGGUUGUGGUGCCCCUGGCAGGGGGAGAACGGAUUCAGAUUGGGGGAACAGGCACAUACAAUAAACAGCAA
This is a messenger RNA of Dromiciops gliroides (monito del monte), 3900 nucleotides long. RefSeq names its product coiled-coil and C2 domain containing 1A (gene CC2D1A). Gene Ontology annotation, biological process: regulation of transcription by RNA polymerase II. Gene Ontology annotation, molecular function: DNA-binding transcription repressor activity, RNA polymerase II-specific; RNA polymerase II cis-regulatory region sequence-specific DNA binding. Bases 75 to 2942 code for a protein of 955 amino acids. Gene Ontology annotation, cellular component: nucleus. The transcript has 29 exons. The record is from RefSeq and is a predicted model, not a curated record. Lineage: Eukaryota; Metazoa; Chordata; Mammalia; Microbiotheria; Microbiotheriidae.